CGACCGUCACGCCGUUACGAUUGCGUCAACGAGUUUUGUCGUCGAGUGUUCGCGGUAUUCCCCGUUAUCGUUCACGUGUGCACGGAUAUUUCUCUCUGUUCGAAACAGUUUACUUCGCAGCGAAGAAUGAAGUGAACGAGCUCGAGCGUGCCAGGGGGUGCAUCCUCGACCAACGCAAGUAUGGAUCAACGCGGUGUUUUCUUCGCUUCGAUCGUUUGUUUGCUGAUCUCCUUGGCUGUCGCCUCCGAACCGGGUCCCGGACAGAGCCGAGUUACCGGAAGCCAUGAACCGGAACCAUCGCUACUCGCCGCCCCGGCGAGCAGCGGCUGGGUGACAAACAUAACCGGGUCGAGCGGCGUCGUUGGCCAGGACGAGGUCGUACCGGAACACGUCCCUGGAUCGCGAGGCGAGCGAGAACGGGUCGAGCGGACCGAUAACGAGUCGCAGGUGGAGCAGGAACAGGAGGUGGAGGAGCAGGAGGAUUACGAGGGCGAGGACGAAUACGAGGACGAGUUGAAGGCCGUCGUCGAGUCGCACGAGGCGAUGUCGAGAGACGACACUAGGAACUCGAACGCGUUCCCGGUAACGUCCAGCAAGCUCGCCGACGAAACCUCUACCGGUCCCGCGAACAACUUCGAAUCGCACGAGGUGAUCACCGCCGACAAUUCCGACGAGGAUGUCGCGUCCAACGAGGCCAUCACCGACGAGUUUGUCGACAAAUACGACCAAGAGGUGGCGGAGUUAUUGAAAUACAAAAAGGCUCGGAACUCGAAUCAGAGCGAGGGUGGCAGGACAAAAACGAAACGCGUCCCUACGGUGAAGAAGGAGCUGAGCACCCAAAAGGAGAUCCUGAUAGGAAGCAACGAGACGCAGGUGCCGAAGAGUCUGCUUCCGCCGGAAGACCCUGUAAAUCGAUUGAACGAAGAGACCGAGGCGAUUCGAAGGCGGAACGUCGAUUCCGACAAGCAAAUUAAAUCGAGGGAUUCGGGGUACUCGGAAAAAUCGGCGGCCGAGGUCGAAGUUGCCGCGGACAAUCGAUACUCGGAAUCGGAGGCGGAGAGCCCGAAGAAGUUGGACAAGCGGCAAGAAACGGUCCUGAAGGAUCUGAAAUCCUAUUUGCUGACGGAAUACGCGACCGAGGAGGAGCAGCGGCAAAAACUUCGCCAGUUAGGGGCUGAGAAGGAUGCUUUAGCGGAGAACGUGUUGAAGCUUUUGGUGAAACUAGCAGAGAAUCCGAAUCGAUGGGAACGGGUGCAGCAACUUCUCCUAAAUACCGAGAACGACUUGAAUCUCUCGAAGAACGCCAUAGAGCCGUCCAAACGCAGCUACGAAUCGUCGUCCACAUUGUUCCCGGACACGCCACAAGCUCGCGAGGACUCGAGAAAGUCCCGUAAGAAGUUGAAGAAGAAGAAAAAGAAGCCGAAGCAUCGUUUCUCGACGACCACGUUGACGCCGGUACCAGCAACGCCUCCUUUGUUGACCACCACAGAGACGCCGUGGCAAACGACGCCCGUUCAAUGGCGCCUCGUCGCGGAAAGGCUCUUUGCUCCGCCGUGGCAGGAACAGACUGAAAAGACGACGAAUACUCGCCACUCCGUUCCGCAAAGUCCUAGAACCUUGUCUUCUAUUCGAGAUCUGAUCGAAAGGAGCAAACCGAAGAGCAAUCUAAAGUCGUUCCCGUCCGACAGAAAAGCUACGAUAACCGAAGACGUCGGGGAACUUGCUGAUCAAAGGCUGAUGCGGUUCGGUAACGUAGGAUCUCGUCAGGUUGGUCGUAUCGAGCCACACGGUGAAUUCGUGAACGUCUACGACAGACCUGCAGACCCAGAACGCAUACCGGAUUACGACGUGCCGUAUCAUCAACCGAGAUACAAUCAGUUACCUCCGGGUUCCCACGAGUUCCUGCACAGACGCGAAGAGGACUAUCAAAGCGAUUCGAGUAUGCCGGUGGACACUUUCGGCCGCGGUCAAGACUACGAGGGUCGCGACUUCUCGUUGAGCAAGAGCUGGCCGGACAUCCUGAGAUACAACGCGCCGUGGAAAGCCGAGGAACGUCCUAUGAUACCGGUAGCUUACGACAAGUGGCCUUGGAGGCAGCCUCAGCCUGACCCCAAGUAUUGGCCACAGCGCGCCAGCUAUUUGCCUCUCGAGAAAAGCUACUGGUCACCCUACGGCAACGAAUACGAGCCGGACGAAGAAGCGGAAGCCGCGAAAAUCUGGGAGGAACAGCGAGCGCAACAUUCUUGGGACAGAGAAAGACCCUGGCCUCAAGAGAAGCCCAUGAAGAUGCCUCCUUACUGGCAGCAGGUCGACAGACCGGCGAAGGUGUACGAUCGCGAACAACCGAACGGCACGUGGGAGAAGAGCAAGAAUCGUUCCGAGUUGACCAGAUCCAAAGAGUCGAAAGAGAAGGUGGUGCUACCUCAGAUCACGAUGAAGACUUGGAACAGCUUGACCUCGGACCCGGCUACCUGGCCCCACAAGCUUCCCGGCGCGAAACCGUGGCCCAAGGACGAAAACGGAAAGUCGUACAAUCCGAAUGCCGAUUUGGUGAAAAAACUGGGCUUGGAUAAGCAGAACGGUGCAGCUUGGUCCAAGGACGAAGUCGAGAAAUCGAGCGCGGAGCGAAAGCUGAAGGAGGACAAGCAGAACAGACUGUUCGCGAAGGAUUCGGUCAAGAGCGAAGAGAUACUUCGGACCGAAGUUUCAAAGUACAAAUCCAACGACGAGAGAAACAAUUUCAGCGAUAACAAGGGAAGAUCCAGCAACUCUGGCAAACCCUGGACGAUGCUGGCCGAUAAAAGCUCCAAGGACUGGAUGAAAUCCGAGGACGUACAGGCUGACGACUCCGGUGCUUGGAGAAGGAAAUACGAGGGUAAAAAUUCUUGGUCCGAAGACGCUACCUUGCCCAAGAUCCAGUCGGUCGGUGCAUGGGUGAUGGCAGCCGACCAGUCCACCUGGAAACCCUAUCAAAUCAAACCGCUGGAAUCCUCGGACGACAUUGGUCCUCGAAGGUGGCCAAAAGCCAGGUCGAACAAGGGAUCUUGGGAGAAGAACGAUUCCUGGAUGGAUCACGCGAACGUACCUCUGGACCUCUGGCCAGGAAAAUCUAACAAGGGCUCCUGGUUUGCCAAAACGAAGGAUACCGAUGGUUGGACGUCGAAGUCGAACAGUCCCGACUCCUGGAAGGCGAAAGGAGAGUGGUCGUCGAAACCGGAGUCCUCGUCCUGGAUAUCCAAGACGGGAGACAACGAUUCCUGGCCAUCCCGUGGCAACAACGGUGGCUCCUGGUCGACCAAAGGCAACGAGUCCUGGACGUCGAAGAUCAACGACGACGGCUCCAAGUUCAACGGAGACUCGUGGACCUCGAAGACCAAGGAGGAAGAUUCCGUGGACGCUUGGAGCAGGAAAUCGAACGAGCAGAAUGGCUGGGGAUCGAAAAGCAACGAUCUGACGCCGUGGCAGCAGAAGAUGAACGACGAAUGGAAUUACGGGAAGUCUAGCUCCACGGGUACUUGGCCGGCUAAAUGGAAGCAAUUCGCGUAUCACAGAGUGACGGCCAUGCCCAUCUCCAAACCGGGGACCACGUCGGACGCGAAUUCGUCCAAGUCCAAAAACGCCUUCGUCGCGGUGUCCGCGGUGUCUUCGCCGAAGUAUACCGGAAACGAGUGGCGGAAGAACGAAGAGGAGAGGAACGAGAACGGCAGGCAGGAAGAGCAAGAACGGUCGAGCAAUCAAGUUCAGGUGGAACUGGAACGACCCAUUUACGCCUGGAAGAAGGAUUCCGGACUGAGGACCGCCUCGACGAAAAGCAACGCCACGGAUCCGCUGGAGAAUCAGCUGGAAGCACUCAGACAAAUUGACUUCUGGGCUUACAAAGAGAACGAGGCCGAGAAGCGAUUAACGUCGACGAACGCGAGCACGGAGACGACGUCCAUGAUUCCGAGGAACUCGACGUCGACGGGGAUGCAGCGACGAUCGGUGAUGGGAACGGGGAACAGUAACGACCUUUCGGAGACGAAUCGACGCGCGAUCUCGAUGAAAUAGAUCGGAAGUUAACCGUAGAUGUACGAGGUUGCCCGACGAGUACCGGUCUCUGUUCGAUCGACAAUAGGCUACUACGCGAAGUCUCCGAGCAAUUUCCAACGAGUCUCUGGCCCCCUGCCAAGGUGCACCGAAGCCUGUCACCAGUCUGCGCUUUAUAAUUUGAUCCACGUCAUGGAAUAAUCUCUUUUUGUCCUCCCAUCACGUGUACCCGAGAGUAAACUCGUUAUCCCUCCGAGCUUUCGUUGAAUAUAUCCUCGAUUACUUUGUUCCGCUCGUUUAAUCCUCCGACUCUAGCUUUCUAUUUCGUUCGUGCAUCUUCGAUACGAUUGUUGAUUUUUUAAUCGAAUGUAAUCGGUGCCAUAUUAGAUUAGAGUGUUAUUCGUCGAUGUAACGUUGUAUUUUUGAAGCGUACGUGGGCGUGUGAACGAGAUCGUAUCGAUGAUACAAGAAUUUUAUUUAAAAUAAUGAAUAAAUAAAAAGAAAAAUGGGAACAAUCGGGAUACGGAAGAUUUAUUUGUUUAUCUACUAGUCGGAUUGUACGAAGCGCAAAUUUUAUGGCGUACUGUGGAUCGGAUAAGUAUUGUCUGCCGAACACAUUUUAUAACAAUAAUAAUCCGAUCGUUAAAAACAAUUGCCGCGAUAGGUGCUUUUCUGUACACCCGAAUAACGUGCACUUUUACAGUGCAAAUUUAUAAUUUGCUUCUAUUCUAUUCUAAAGUACACUUCGAUUUUCUACCGAUUUCGUAGCUACGCGAGUUUCGCUUUUAGUUCGCGCGAAAUGGGGAAGAAAAAUACAGGAAAACCUAAGAAUAUAAUAUUAUUUUCCGGUUUGUUCGACUUCGUUGCACAAAAGGUUUAACCCGGAAAUCUUUUCUUGCGGUUUAUUCAAUGGUCAUCGAAGUAAAGUCGACUUCCCGCAACCAGCGAUGCUUGGAUCUUUCGAUUCCAUACGCUCCUCUUUCUCUUGUUAGUCCUCCCUUAUUUCCGGUUUAGCGAAUCUUACCCUACCGCUCUAACCAAGCGUAUUCGAUUUCGAUUACGAAUUUUUAUCUCGAUCCAGUGAAUAUCCCGUUCAAGAUCAAAGUCGAGAACACUCCACUCGGAAAUCUAUGCUUAUUUCUACAUGAACGGUUAAAUCUUCAUCGCUUUCAAGAUAAAGAAUACAUGAUUUUUCGGGAAUACUGGCGGAGAUUAUAAUAUUGAGAGAAUGGUAAUAUAAGAAGUUUUACUUAAAGAUUUGGGAGUUUCUAAAUUUGCAAAAUUUUAAAUGUCAAGUGCGGUUCUAACUAUCCAAAGAUCCAAAUUCCCAAAUUUCCAAGUUCUGGAACUUCCAAGUUUCGCGAGCUCCCAAGAUCCCAAACUUUAACACCUCCAGAUUCCUAAAUAUUCAAAUUCCCAAAUCCCUAAAUUCCCAAGUCUCUCCUUCUACCCCGGAAUUCUGAAAUUCCCAAAUUUCCGCGUCCCCGAUCUCUCAACUUCCAGAGUCGUUCUUCGUUAAAUUUUGUAUUCGAAUUUUCCAAGUUUCUCUGUUACUAAUUGUUUGAUAACGAAGCGAAACGAAUUAGAAAGAGAGGCAUUGGACGGAAAGAAAAGGUUUGCCAGCGCCGUGUUUCGAGGAGAAACAUGCGAAAUACGGAGAGGGUGGUGGUUUUUUUGUCGGAGUAGAAAAGAGGGUCGACAACGAGACAGUUCAUUCUGUCGCUGGAAUAAGGGGUUGCUCGUUUAGGCGCGAGACGUUCUACGAGCCCAGGAUAAAUAGCACGGAAUAAACUAGCAACCGGUUCUUUUUCACAAAGCUAAUUAACCCUUUGAGUAGGAAACUUUCCAGACACGAAUUGUUACUAGGAACAACUUUUGCUCAAGUUUCGAACGCUCCUUUUGCGUUUCUCUUCCUUUCAAAUUUAUUCGUAUUUGCCUAAGUUCUAUUAUACCCCCUUUGCCCGAGAAACUUGAUCAUUUUUAAAUCGACUCUCUUUUCGAACCAACAUCGAAUACUUUUCUUUUGCAAAACUAUGUCAAAUCGGUCGGCGCUAAAAGUCUUCUCUUCAAGUCAGUUAUAUUCUAUUUCCAAAUCGUAGACUCGCAUUCUUCCACGAACAUAAAACAGUAUCGCAAAUUACACGAUCCAUUUGUACUUUGACGCGACGUAUACGUCGAGAAUCCUGCGAGGAUCAAAGGUCCGCACAGUACAUGCUCACGUACGCGAUCAAAAACUCAUUUACAUUUCUCGUACGAUCCAUUAGGAAGGAUAAUCGUAACUAAUUAAUCAUCCCGAUUAUGGGUCGGAUUAAUUCGAUCGACCGAAUUAAUUCGCAAAAUGUAAUUCCCGUUCACGGAGAGAGAGAGGGAAUCAGAAGGGAAAUCAUAGUGCACUAUUACGGGGCUAGCGUACGGGCUUUCGCGAAAGAGGAAGAUGGUAACUUCGCAGCGUGGAAAGUUUAGUAGGAAAUUGAGCGAAUAUUUUUUCUACGGGACUGAAAUUGUCGGUCACGGCCUACAUGGCCGUCCAAUUCUAGGAAACCUUUGAGUGCCCCUAACGCGUCACAAGUCGGACCUUUUUUAACCCUAACGAUCGACGAAAUAUCGAAAACGUUCUCGAUGAUUUAAAGCGAAAGUAAUAUGAAAAGAUCCCACCGACUUUUAACGCGUUAAAUCGAUCGUCUCUUCGUUCGCUUGAAACAGCAUCGAUAAAUAGCAGGCAAAAGAAGAAUCGAUGACAAUAUUCCGAAGACAAGGAAAACAUCCUACGUUGUAAAGAAGUUAGUCUGGCAUUCGACGCGUUGAUUGACUUUGCUUUGACACGCGAAUCAAUUUUUUAACCCGUUUCAACUUGCUACUCCAAAUUGUCAAAGUAAUUCUAGCAAUAUUCGAAGCGUUUGAUGUCGGACGAAUUUGGUGGCAGUCAGCGCGUUAAAGAGCGGGACUAACCGUACUGUAACGAGGGCAAUAUGUUAAUUGACCGAUGAAAAGAAUAAAAGAACGAUAAAGAGAGACUGAAUAUGUGGCAUAUCACUUGAAAUAUAAUUCUCGAUUGGACCAGCGACUAUAUGUUGAUGUGUGUGUAGAUAAAACAUGACCGAAAAUGUUAACCUCUUCAGGGAUAUUAACAUUCGUGUGUACAUAUAAUUUCUACCUUCUUUUUUUCAAUUUAAACAUGCUUAACAAA
This is a messenger RNA of Megachile rotundata (alfalfa leafcutting bee), 7213 nucleotides long. RefSeq lists its product as uncharacterized. NCBI's taxonomy places the organism in Eukaryota, Metazoa, Arthropoda, Insecta, Hymenoptera, Megachilidae. The record is from RefSeq and is a predicted model, not a curated record.